This is a messenger RNA of Dunckerocampus dactyliophorus (ringed pipefish), 1501 nucleotides long. RefSeq names its product potassium inwardly rectifying channel subfamily J member 8 (gene kcnj8). Gene Ontology annotation, cellular component: plasma membrane. The record is from RefSeq and is a predicted model, not a curated record. Gene Ontology annotation, biological process: potassium ion import across plasma membrane; regulation of monoatomic ion transmembrane transport. The transcript is spliced from 6 exons. Lineage: Eukaryota; Metazoa; Chordata; Actinopteri; Syngnathiformes; Syngnathidae. Gene Ontology annotation, molecular function: ATP-activated inward rectifier potassium channel activity. Bases 211 to 1479 code for a protein of 422 amino acids.
UCCAUACUUGACGUGGAGGGGGUUUUGCACACUCCUGAGAAACGCUGGUGGCCGACUGACGACUGUGGCGGUUCUCGAAGGCAGCAGAAGCGGGUCCGGGCUCAGGAGUUCGGAGGGCCGUCCCAGAACCUCCUCCUCGUAAAGUGUGCGCUCUCACGCAGCGUAAGUGCGUCAAGGGCGCACUGAAGCCUGACCGGGAGGCGCGCGAACAUGCUGGCGAGGAAGAGCAUCAUCCCGGAGGAGUUCGGCCUGCCGGGGCUGGUGUCCCGCAUGCCCCGCAAGCCGGUGUUCCGGGACCGCGUCAACAAGGCGCGCUUCAUCGCCAAGAACGGCUCGUGCAACCUGGCCCACAAGAACAUCCGCGAGCAGGGCCGCUUCCUGCAGGACGUCUUCACCACGCUCGUGGACCUCAAGUGGCGCUUUACCCUCGUCAUCUUCACCACCACCUUCGUCAGCAGCUGGCUCCUGUUCGCCAUGAGCUGGUGGCUCGUGGCCUUCGCGCACGGAGACCUGGACCCGGAGCUCCUCAACGGGACUCACUGCGUCACUGACGUCAAGUCGUUCACCUCGGCCUUCCUGUUCUCCAUCGAGGUCCAGGUGACCAUUGGCUUCGGUGGGCGGAUGAUCACGGAGCAAUGUCCUGCCGCCAUCACCGUCCUCAUCCUGCAGAACAUCGUGGGCCUCAUCAUCAACGCCGUCAUGCUGGGGUGCAUCUUCAUGAAGACGGCGCAGUCCAACCGGCGGGCGGAGACACUCAUCUUCAGCCGCCACGCCGUCAUCGCCGUGCGGAACAACCGCCUGUGCUUCAUGAUCCGCAUCGGAGAUCUGAGGAAGAGUAUGAUCAUCGGGGCGACCGUGCGGCUGCAGGUAGUGAGGAAGACGACCACCCCGGAGGGCGAGGUCAUCCCCAUCCAUCAGAUCGACGUCCAGACGGAGAGCGCUGUGGCCAGCAACAGCUUGUUCCUGCUGGCCCCGCUCAUCAUCUGCCACAUCAUCGACAAGAGCAGUCCGCUGUACGAGCUGUCGGCCAUGGAGUUGCAGUGCAGCGACCUGGAGGUCAUCGUCAUCCUGGAGGGGGUGGUGGAGACCACGGGCAUCACCACGCAGGCCCGUACCUCCUACGUGUCCGAGGAGAUCCAGUGGGGCCAUCGCUUUGUUCCCAUAGUGACAGAGGAGGAGGGGGUCUACUCCGUGGACUACUCCAAGUUUGGAAACACAGUGCGGGUAGCCACGCCGCGCUGCAGCGCCAGAGAACUGGACGAAAAGCCGUCCAUCUUGAUCCAGACGCUGCAGAAAAGUGAGCUGUCUCAGCAGAACUCGCUGCGGAAGAGGAACUCCAUGCGCCGGAACAACUCCAUGCGGAAAGGCGCCGGAAGCAGCGGGAGUCUGCGGCGGAACAACUCCAGCCUGCAGGCUUUGCCCAAAGUCCAGUUCUUCACCCCCGCCGAGAGCGGCCAGAGCAUCAACGCCGUCACCUGACAUGAGGCCCGCCUCCUGCUAG